Molecule: messenger RNA, 5542 nt
Organism: Solea solea (common sole)
Lineage: Eukaryota; Metazoa; Chordata; Actinopteri; Pleuronectiformes; Soleidae
Product: serine/arginine repetitive matrix protein 2-like
Exons: 4
Coding region: 135-4952 (1605 amino acids)
Biological process (GO): protein polyubiquitination; protein monoubiquitination
Molecular function (GO): ubiquitin protein ligase activity; metal ion binding
Source: RefSeq, a predicted model, not a curated record
UUCUCGUCGCUGCUGUGAGUAGUAGCUGUAGCUGCAGUUCGGGACCGUUUCGCUGUGGACACAGAUGUCUCCACCUGUGACCGGUGCCUGCGUGUGAACCGAGCCGAGCACAGUCAAGACGUCGCCGGCAGCGGAUGCCGCUCACGGUGCGGAAUUCUGCCGGGAGGAGGAGGAAGAAAACCCCGGAUGAGAAGAGACCCGGGGAGUCGACUUCUUCUCAGGUGAUGGCGCCGACCCGCAUGAAGCUCCGCGUGCGUCGCCGUAACGGCGCAGCAGGAGGCAGUCAGCCGGCAGAGGAAGAGGAGAGGAGUCGAGAGAGCCGCAGCAGCCGGAGGAAAACCGCCAACAACGCUGCUUCCACCUCCGCUGCUGCUACUGCUGCUGACACCACCUCCCCUCCCUCAACCUCCACCACCACGGCCUCAACCUCGACUCGGGCAAUGGUGGCGGCAGAGGACGCGUCGCCCGACUCCAAGUGCCCCAUCUGCCUGGACCGCUUCAACAACCUGGCGUACCUGGACCGCUGCCUGCACCGCUUCUGCUUCCCCUGCAUCCAGGAGUGGUCGCACAACAAGGCGGAGUGUCCGCUCUGCAAGCAGCCCUUCACCUCCAUCCUGCACUCGGUCCGCGCCGAGGACGACUUCAAGGAGUACACGCUGCGGCCGCCGCCCGCCAGCAGCAGCGUGGCGGCCACCGUGGCCAUGGUGGCGGCGAUGGUGUCGGCCGCCAGGAACGACCCGCGCAUGCUGCGUCUGAUGCUGAGGAGGAACAGGACGGCGGACGGAGGCGAGAGUCUCAUCAGGAGGACGAGGAGGGAGCGGGGGGGACGAGGAGGCAGGGGCGCUGGGGUGUGGGAGAUGUACUUUGACUCUCCGACUCUUCCUCUCGCUUCUCUGUCUCCUAAUCUCACUGCUGCAGAGGACGGAGGCGAGGGGGAGGAGCUGGGGCGACAGACAAACAGGAGGCGGCCGGAUCCGGGGCGUGGGGUAAUUUUCGAUGGACUCACGGGCCCCAGGCCGACGAGGACGCACAACGACCGCACAUAUCGGCGGCUGAUGACGCGCCUCGUGGCAAGACGCCGCCAGCAGCAAGAGGGCGGGGCUGUGCGGCGGCUCAGGGAGAGAGAGACGGUGGCUUUCCGCCGCGGCCUGUACCGCUGUGGAAUACGGGUCCACGGUGUCGCCGGGGUCAACGACAACCAAGCACAACAGUGUGACAUCUCAGCAGAGAGUUUCCGCCACAACCCCGCCCACCUUAACAAACUCCGCCCCUGGCUGCGGCGGGAGCUCACGGUGCUGUACGGCGCUCACAACUCUCUGGUCGACAUCGUCCAGCGCAUUAUCAUGGCACAGCUCUCCCGCCACGGACUGGAGGACACGCCCACCAUCGAAGACGAGCUGCGGCCGUUCCUGCUGGCUCGCACCGACCACUUCCUGCACGAGCUGGUCAGCUUCGCUCGCUCGCCGCUCACACUGGAAAACUACGACCUGCAGGCGGUGUACGAGCCGCCCGCCGCCGCCAUGGAGCUGGAGGGGAUGAGCAGCCCCUCGGACAGCAGCUCUGUCAUCGCUAUUUCUGAGGGCGAGGAAGAGGAGGGGCCUGUGGGAGGAAGGUCAGCGGAGGGAAUGGUGGCGAGCGCUCAUGAUGAUGAUGAUGUCAUCCAAGCAGGAAGCUGCCUCAGCCUGUCAGCGUGGGAUGAUGAAACGCCAGGCCCCUCCUACUCCACCGCAGAGCCGUCAUGUUCUCUCACCCCGCUGACGCCUAACUCCGCCCAUCAGGGCGCAGCCAAUGAGGAGGGAGAGAAGGCGGAGGAGUGUUUGAUUGUCGGGUACAAGAAGCCGAUCGCGGAACGAACUCCCGAGCUGGUGCAGCUCUCCUCCGACACCGAGGAAGACGAAGUCAAGGCCAAAAAGGAGGAGUCAGCUGAUAAGGCUCCACCCCUCCCCUCCACCACCACCUCUCCUCCUCUCUCAAUACCUCCGUCUACAUCCAGCGCCUUCCGGGAGGAGCAGGACGAAUCGCUAAAGGAGAAAGCCGACGGGGCGGCGGCUUGUCGAUCACGUGCACGCUCAUGGUCGGCGAGUUCGGGAAGAAGUCACGAGUCUGUGAGCUCACUCAGCCCGAGCGAGCGUUGCCAGGACUGGAUGCAACAAGGCGGCGACAACAGGAGGAGGAGGAAGAAGAGGAGGAGGACGCAGGAGAAGAGCGGCACGCUCUACAACCCGAACCGCUCCAUUUAUCCCGCCAUGCUGUGCCGCCGCCCCCACACGCCCUCACCGUUUCACUCCAGCGUCGAGUCCGGCUCACCGCUGCCGCCCAGUCCACUGGACUCCAGCUGGGACUUCAACUGCUCCUCGCUCAGCUCCUCGCCGUCCCACGCUUCCUCGCCCCUCUGCCUGUCCCCGCAGCAGUCCUCGCCACAGACGCCACCGACGCCCUCGCUCUCGCCGAGCGACGCCCACAACAGGGAGAAACCCGGCGGGAAGAGGAAGUACAAGAGCCGCCACCUGGACAGCAACGACAAGGACCCGACCUGGAGGCCCAGCGGCGGCCAUCAGCAGGAGAGGAGGCGGGACAGCGAGAGCAAGAAGAGGAAGACGAGGGCGAGAGACGGCAGGAGAAGGCGGCGGAGGAAGGAGAGCGGCGGUUACCACGGCGACAGCAGCAGGAAGUGCAGAGACGACCGCAGUCCCAGCGUGGAGAUCGUCUACGAGCGCAGCUGCGCCGCGGCGCCGCCUCCUUCACGCAAACGCCGCAGGAAAGGCCAUCGCAACACGCAACACAGCAGCUCUCCUGUGAUCAUCACGCUCGACAGCGACAGCAGCCGCGACGCCCUCAACAGCAGCAGCAGUCCGCUCAGCAGCCAGCAGACCGUCGACUUCUCCGACCUCCCUCCUCUCCCGUUGGUCCAUUCCGACGGCAUGGGCGGGGCUUUGGAUGAAGAGAUCGGCGAGCUUCCCAUCAACAUCCUCGACCGGGGGUCUGAUGGGUCGGAGGCGGAGCCGCCGGGUCUGCGAGAGACCAUGUGUCCCAUCGACGUCGGGAGCAACAGCAACAGUGAUCGUGACAUCGAUGUCGAGAACGACGAUGGCGACAGACCGUCUUCAAGUGUACACGAGCCAAUCAGAGCGGCCGAACAACGAGCACCGGCUGCUCGUAAUAAGUGUAAUCGCAGAAAAUCAACAGGGAAAAAGGGGGGCGGCGACUGUCCCGCAACAAAUCUUCACAAAAGCGCCUCGCCCUCCGACAGCCGUCUGCUCGCUGCCAUUCUUGAAGACCUGAAGGGAAUUGUCGCACCUAAACGCGACCUUUCUUUGACCUUUGACUCAAGUCACUCACCUGACUCAGGAAGAAGGCGCUCGCGAAAUCCGUGCAAGGCCAAUCGGACUCACUCAAAGCCGGAUACCGCGGGGGAUCCGGAGCUCAAAGACCAAAGUCAGGACUCUGAGUUGCCAACGUGUAGUAGCUCCGCCCCCUCGCUGUCUCCUCCGCAGCAGACGCGGCGCAUGGACGUCCCUCCACUCCUGAAACGCGCCAGUCCCGUUCGCUCCCACAACCGGAACACGCCGCCGCCAUUAAAGCACAAAGACGCAGGAACUCCGCAACUGUCGCCCGUCGCGGCGCUCUUCUCCGAAGCAGACUCUCAUGACUCAAACCUGACGCCGCCCCUCACUGAAUCCCGUUUGCCCACAGGCGAUGACGUCAUCCCCCCGAUUUCAACGCUCAAGAAACACUUUGCGGGCUCUUUGGCGCUGAGAGGAGUCUCAGGGUCUGCGGGCGGCCCGGCGACUCCUGCUGACAUCAGCAACCACAAACCUCCCGUUGAUUACCGCUCAUCUUUUGGGUCUGACGACAGUUCAGCAAAUAUUGGAUCUUUACUUUUACCAAUCAGUUUUUAUUCUCCUUCGUUACAUUCCAGCUGUGACGGCUGGCCUUCACAGAGUCUUAGAUUUCCACCCGUUAACUUUCUUCCUGCGAAUUCUGUUUCUCCUGUUAAUUUCCACUCGAUGGAGCCCGGCUGGUCCAAACUGCCUCAUGCCAACUACACUUCUGUCGGUCACGGGGAAAAGACCGCCGGCCUAAGUUCUUCUCGGGUUCCUCCCGAUGACUUCCAUGGUGCUAGAGACGCAGCGGCAGGUAGCGGCGUUUCUAACGAUGUGUCUUCUACUCUCUUGGCUUCGACCGUUGAAGCAAGGACUCACAAUUCCUCCUCACCCGUCGAGGAUCUGUCCUCGAGGUCCAGAUCUCCUGGUGAGUUCCACUCGAUGGAGCCCCGCUGGUCCAGACCGGCUCACACUGACUCUACUUCGGUCAGUCACGGGAAAAAGACCGUCGGCCUAAGUUCCUCUCGGGUUCCUCCCGAUGACUUCCAUGUUGCCAGAAGUAAAGGUGCUGGAGACACAGCGGCAGGUAGCGGCGUUUCUAACAAUGUGUCUUCGACUCUCUUAGCGUUGACCGUUGAAGCCAGGACUCACGAUUCCUCCUCACCCGUUGACUCCCACUCUUCCAGCAAGGGAGACAAUCUGUCCCAGAGGGUGAGAAGUCCUGAACGUACCGUCCACUCUUCCAGUGCAGCUUCAGACGGACUGACAGGCGGUAGAACUUCUUCAACAGUCAAUCACGAAGGUCACCUACCGCCCAACGCGAGCUUAAAUUCUCACAUUACCCCGAGUCAACGCGAGGGACGCCUCAACCACGCCGCCUUACCCUCGUCUGUGUUUGACUUGGUGACCGCGGAGGAUGAUUCGCAGUCGGAGCGCGUCGCCGAUUCCCAACCAAAACUUCACAACCACUUUGAUGCGAAGUCCGUGUCGCAGGUUCCCGUUGACGCGCUCUCAGAACAGAAUCUCGCCAUGGACUCAAAAAGCUCUCACGGGGACUUUGAAAAAGACGGACGCGUCCCCAACUCUGACGCCUCCGGUGGCGCCCGAUCGGACUCAGUCGCCCGUUGACGAAUGUUCGCCCCGCCGGUGUUUUUUUUAAAAAAAAAAGACAUUCACGAUAGUCUACCACGUAGAAAAAUGUGAUGUUUCACUGAGAAAAUGUCAGAAAAGAAGACUUGAUUUGUAUUUUUAUGUUUCUUAUGUUGCGAUUCUUAAAAACAAUUAAAAAAAUUAUUGUUUGAAACAAGUUGUUCAUAGAUUUCGGAGAAAUUCUGGCCAUUUUAGGUUCAUACAAAAAAAAAAUUUUUAUUUCCGGGAGGGGCGGGGACAAAUGUUCGAGGUCUAAUUCAAAGGUUUUGGUGUGAAAUCUGACUUUUUAUUUUACUUUUAAGGUUUAGUCGCGAAUUAAAACGAUUUAAAAAAAAAAAAAAAUUAAUAAAUGAAAUUUGACGGAUACGUUUCACAGCUUUAAAGCAGCUUUAAAGGACAAUUCCUGCCUGUACUUUUCACCAGUCUCCAGGGAAACGUUAACCCCGCCCCCCGUCUGUCUGUCGACCUCAAGAAGUAACAAUGUGUUAAAGACGACGUGUGAUGCUGGUCGUCAUGUACAUGAGAGUCUGUGAGGACGUGUCCUGAAUAAAGGUCUGGUCAGAACAUGA